Molecule: messenger RNA, 156 nt
Organism: Acaulospora morrowiae
Lineage: Eukaryota; Fungi; Glomeromycota; Glomeromycetes; Diversisporales; Acaulosporaceae
Source: the annotation of a GenBank genome assembly
CUCAAAAAGGGUGGUAAAUUUCACCUAAGGCUAAAUAUGUGCAAGAGACCGAUAGCGAACAAGUACCGUGAGGGAAAGAUGAAAAGAACUUUGAAAAGAGAGUCAAAUAUAUGCGGGUUUACUCGUGUCCUUUCUAGUGCACUUCCUUACUUGCAG